AUGGUAAAGAAGGGCAAGGUGAAGGCCGCCGCGCCGACACCAAGCCAAGCCUCUGCAGCAUCCAAGGAUGGAAACGGAGGCGCAAGCGGCAAGGGCAAAAAGGGACAAAAGGGCCAGAAGGGAGCAGCAGGAUCAGAUGCCGCCCCCGAAGCGCCGCCAGCGGCCGCCCCCAAGCCGACGGUGAAGCAGCUCAUCGGGGGCUCGUCGUGGACGGGCAAGCUGCCGGUGAACCUGCUGAGCGAGCACUGCCAGAAGCAGAAGUGGGACAGGCCGGUGUACGACACGCGCAAGACGGCCGAGGGCUUCUCGGUGUGGGUGACGCUGAGCGCGCGGGACCCCAAGACGCAGCAGACGACGACGCUGGAGCCGUUCGAGAUCCCGGCGACGCACAAGCACCUGCUGCUGCGCGACACGGCGCUCGAGGCCAAGCACGCGGCCGCCACGUACGCGCUGUUCCGGGUGUGCAGCAUGCAGAACAAGCACACCGUCCUGCCGCCGGACUACAAGGCGCUGUGGAAGGACUUCCAGGCGCUCAAGGCGCAGGACGUCAAGGACGGCAAGGCCUGGAUGUACGAGGCCGACCCCUUCCGGGCGCUGCUCGAGCGGCAGGAGUCCAAGGCGGCGGCGGAGAAGAAGCGCAGGGAGGUCGAGCAGGCAAAGGCCAAGGCCAGGGAGCUUCCCGGCGCGGCGGGCCUCGUGCUUCUGAGCAACGCGGGCAGCGGAUCCGUCUCCAACGCGAUGAAGGGGUGGACAUCCGUGCCCAAGGUCGAGAUGGGCAGGCAGACGAGGAUCCAGCUGGAGGCCCUGCUACGAGACGGCGUGAGGUGGAACCCUCAUGGCGUGACCAUGCCUCCGGCCGAGAAGAAGAGCGUCGUUGCCGAGCUCAGCAAGCUAGGCUUCCGGCAGAGCCACGUGGCGGAAGCUGUGGAAUACUGCAAGGACCGCCAGGAAACGCUCGAGUGGCUCUUGAUUCACGUUCCCGAGGACGAUCUCCCCCGGUGGGCUCUGCCGGAGAAUUACUCUGCUGGCGUGACCAUCGGAACGACAGACCUCAAGAGAGAGGGCACCAUUCAGCGCCUGUCUCAGACGGGAUACUCGGUCGAGCUGUGCACCCGCGUGUUGGAUGACCACGGCGGCAAUGAAGACGCAGCUGCCGAGGCGCUGCAGGGUAUCCUCUUGCCAACGUCAGCCUCGGGCCAACAAGGGGCUGAAGAGUCAGGGGGCGACUUUCUGGACUUUGGAACGCCCCAGGAGCAAUGGGACGAAGAAGUGGCGACGCUGGAGUCCAUCUACGGCAACAGUUUCCGUCGAGAGGGAGAUAGCAUCAUCCAGAUCCGCCUCGAGUCGGUCAAGGAUGCGCAGAACGGAGACGUGGAGACCUUUCUACAGGUCCGCAGGGGCUCGAGCUAUCCGAGGCACCUCAUCCUCGCCAUCAUUGCGAAGCUGCCUUCGUACAUCAAGCUCAGCAUAGUCAAGCGGAUGCUGGCACACAUUGAGGAGGACCUAAAGGACGAACCCGCCAAGAUCUACCUCGUGGUGGACUGGAUCCAGCACAACAUCAACGGCAUCAUCGCCAACCCGGGCAAGCUUCUGGACAUAUCGGCCGUUUCCUCUGCUGCCUCCGAGACUCGACCGGCGACGUCUGUGGCGAGGAGUAAGCGCUCUCGGCCUCCACCAAGGGCUCUCAAAUGGAUUUUCGACGCCAAGAGCAAGGACGAGUGGCUUCGUCGGCAGAAAAGCCCGGCACAGAAGGAGAUGAUUACGAAACGCCAGGCCCUGCCAGCCUGGCAGAUGCAGGAUGCCAUUGUGCAGACGGUCCAGAGGAACCACGUCACCAUUAUCAGCGGCGAGACAGGCUCAGGAAAAUCGACACAGUCUGUGCAGUUUCUCUUGGACGACUUCUACGAAAGGGGGCUUGGCGGGUGUGCAAACAUGAUCGUCACCCAGCCGCGUCGAAUCUCGGCGCUGGGACUGGCUGACCGAGUGGCCGAAGAGCGAUGCUCGCGAGUGGGAGGUGAAGUCGGAUAUGCGAUCCGCGGCGAGUCUCGGCAGUCGAGGGAUACGAGGAUCACCUUUGUCACCACCGGCGUGCUGCUCCGGCGGCUGCAGACGUCCGGCGGCCGAGUGGACGACGUUGUGGCGUCCUUGGCCGAUGUCAGUCACAUCAUCAUCGACGAGGUGCACGAGAGAAGUCUGGACACUGAUUUCCUGCUGAACCUGCUUCGAGAGGUCAUGAUUCAGAAGAAGGAUAUGCUGAAGCUGGUGCUCAUGUCGGCGACGCUUGAUGCGGCCACGUUCAAGAGCUACUUUGAAACCGAAGGACUGAGCGUGGGAACCGUCGAAAUUGCAGGGCGGACGUAUCCCGUGGAGGAGUAUCACCUCGACGACGUGAUUCGCAUGACGGGCUUUGGCGUGGAUGGGCCUGACGACGGAAUCUUCAUCGGCGACGAGAUGAUGGGCAAGGUGAUUCAGAAAUUGGGCCAUCGGAUCAACUACAGCUUGAUUACCGAAGCCGUCAAGGCAAUCGACUACGAGCUAUCGUACGAGAAGAACACGGGCGGCAUCCUCAUCUUCUUGCCCGGCGUUGGGGAGAUUAACCAAGCCUGCAACAGUCUCCGAUCCAUCAGCUCACUCCACGUCCUCCCACUGCAUGCCUCGCUCGAGACCAGGGAGCAGAAGAGAGUAUUCUCCAGCCCUCCUCCCGGUAAACGAAAAGUGGUCGUGGCUACGAACGUGGCAGAGACGUCCAUCACAAUUGACGACAUUGUGGUCGUGAUUGACAGCGGAAAGGUCAAGGAGACGAGCUUCGACCCGCAGAACAACAUGAGGAAGCUGGAAGAAACAUGGGCAUCCCAGGCAGCAUGCAAGCAGCGACAGGGCCGAGCCGGCCGUGUCCAAGCGGGCAAGUGCUUCAAGCUCUACACGCAGAAUCUCGAACAGAAUAUGGCGCCUCGACCCGAGCCCGAGAUUAGGCGCGUGCCUCUGGAGCAGCUUUGUCUGUCAGUGCGCGCCAUGGGAAUGAAGGACGUGAUCCGGUUCCUCGGCCGGUCGCCCACUCCGCCCGCAACGCCGGCGAUUGAGGGCGCCAUGACGCUGCUGCGGCGAAUGGGGGCUCUGGACGGAGACGAGCUGACGGCCAUGGGACAGCAGCUGGCCAUGCUGCCGGCGGACCUGCGAUGCGGCAAGCUCAUGGUCUUUGGCGCCAUCUUCGGCUGCCUGGACGACUGCAUCACCAUCGCCGCCAUCCUGAGCACCCGGAGCCCGUUCGUUUCGCCGCAGGAGAAGCGUGACGAGGCGCGGGAAGCCCGCAUGCGCUUCUACAGGGGAGACGGCGACCCUCUCACCGACCUGGAGGCCUUUACGCAGUGGGACGAGAUGAUGAGGGAUCGAGGCACGCCGCAGCGCGACAUCCGGAGGUUCUGCGAGGACAACUCCUUGUCCUUCCAGACGCUGACGGACAUUGCCAACACGAGGAGCCAGUACUACGACGCCCUGACGGAGAUUGGGAUCCAUACGCCCUCCUCCCAGGCGCCCGGUGCCCGCAACACGCUGCUGCUGAGGGCGCUGGUGGCCUCGGCCUUUACGCCGCAGAUUGCGCGGAUCCAGUAUCCGGACAAGAAGUUUGCGAGCUCCAUGUCGGGCGCCGUGGAGCUGGAUCCGGAGGCGAGGGCCAUCAAGUACUUUUGCCAGGAGCCCGGGCGGGUGUUUGUGCACCCCAGCAGCACGCUGUUUGGGAGCCAGGGGUUUUCGGGGAAUGCGGCGUACAUGUCGUAUUUCAGCAUGAUUUCGACGACCAAGAUUUUCAUUCGGGAUCUGACUCCCCUGAAUGCGUACACGCUGCUCAUGUUCUGCGGGCCCAUCGAGCUCGACACGCUGGGCCGCGGCCUGUUGGUGGACGGAUGGCUCAAGCUUCGGGGCUGGGCUCGCCUGGGCGUGCUGGUGGCCCGGCUGAGGGCCAUGGUGGACAAUCUAAUUGCGGACAAGGUGGAGAAUCCGGGGCUGGAUCUGGCGGGGAGCAAGAUUAUCAAGCUGGUGAUUAAGAUGAUUGAGCUGAACGGGCUGGAUGCGUGA
Molecule: messenger RNA, 4071 nt
Organism: Trichoderma citrinoviride
Lineage: Eukaryota; Fungi; Ascomycota; Sordariomycetes; Hypocreales; Hypocreaceae
Product: P-loop containing nucleoside triphosphate hydrolase protein
Exons: 2
Coding region: 1-4071 (1356 amino acids)
Cellular component (GO): intracellular anatomical structure
Molecular function (GO): protein binding; RNA binding; ATP binding
Source: RefSeq, a predicted model, not a curated record